This is a messenger RNA of Manihot esculenta (cassava), 1176 nucleotides long. Its product is annotated as adenine phosphoribosyltransferase 3. The coding region runs from base 360 to 908 and encodes 182 amino acids. Lineage: Eukaryota; Viridiplantae; Streptophyta; Magnoliopsida; Malpighiales; Euphorbiaceae. The record is from RefSeq and is a predicted model, not a curated record. Gene Ontology annotation, cellular component: cytoplasm; cytosol. The transcript is spliced from 6 exons. Gene Ontology annotation, molecular function: adenine phosphoribosyltransferase activity. Gene Ontology annotation, biological process: adenine salvage.
AGUGAAUUGGAGAGUAAAAACUGAAAAAUGGUUAAAGACGAAAAGUGGAAUCACGAGGCUCUCUUCUUUUAAUUCUCCAAAAGAUAUCACUUCCAUUUCUCUCUUUCUCUCGUUUUCCUUCUUGUGCAGAGAGCUCUCCCUCCAUAACUACGUCUCUUUAUGCGUUUCCCUCUGCUUUCGCUUUUAUUUAUCUAUUUACAAUCUCUGGGCUCCCUCUCUUUAGCUUUCGUUUUUUGAACCGAGACAAGUAGCGAGAGGGGAGGGAGGAAAGAUUAUUAUUUUUAUAUUUUGUUGUCUCUGUUGCUGUUUCGCUAUUAUAUACACAACAUACAUACUAGUAAGAUAUAUAAACAGAUACAAUGUCGGCCUUCAGAGACCAAGAUCCUCGUAUCCAUGGCAUCCAAACUAAGAUUCGCGUUGUCCCCAAUUUCCCCAGAGAAGGUAUCAUGUUUCAGGAUAUCACGACUCUGUUACUGGAUCCCAAAGCGUUCAAGGACACGAUCGAUUUGUUCGUUGAGCGAUACAAAGGGGAAAACAUUUCAGUUGUUGCAGGAAUAGAGGCACGAGGUUUUAUAUUUGGACCUCCCAUUGCAUUGGCAAUUGGAGCAAAGUUUGUUCCAUUGAGAAAACCAAAGAAAUUGCCUGGUGAAGUUAUCAGAGAAGAGUAUGUUCUGGAAUAUGGAAGUGACUGCCUUGAGAUGCAUGUUGGAGCAGUCAAUUCAGGGGAACGUGCUUUGGUGGUUGAUGACUUGAUUGCCACUGGUGGCACCCUGCGAGCAGCUAUGAAUUUACUUGAACGUGCUGGAGCAGAAGUUAUUGAAUGUGCUUGUGUGAUUGAAAUACCAGAAUUAAAGGGUCGUGAGAGAUUGAACGGCAAGCCCUUGUUUGUGCUUGUGGAAUCCCACUGACGAUGGCAGAUAUGAUCAGCCUGCAUGCAUCAUGAAAUGUGCAUUAGAGGGAGAUUCGGGGAUACCCAUCUGGAGUGUGCUAUCGGUUUAGCCCCAGUGUUAGGGAUGAUCGGUGAAUUUGAAGAAAACAUGGUGGUUGGAACCCUUCUUUUUUACAUGUUAGCUUAGAAACAUUGAUUUUAUGUGAAGGGAUGGAUUUGGAAAAUGAAAGGCUCGUAGGAAUCUCUCAUUCUUUUUCCUUUUUCUGGAAAAUGAAUUUAUAUUACUC